Messenger RNA from Striga asiatica, 1534 nucleotides. The record is from the annotation of a GenBank genome assembly. NCBI's taxonomy places the organism in Eukaryota, Viridiplantae, Streptophyta, Magnoliopsida, Lamiales, Orobanchaceae.
AAAAUUCUAAAAUUUCAAUUGAAUGCCCCUUAAUAACUACUCUCUCUCUCUCUCUCUCGACAUUUCUCGAUCGAACUACCUUGGCGUGAGCUUCCCUCACCGAAAUAACUUCUCCAAGAAAACCCCCUUUUCUCAUCUCUCUCCUCUCUUGCCAUCUCUCAUGGCCUUUUUACCUCAAAAUCACUUCCAACAAUUCAUUCAGCAGCCGUCCUCACAGCCCCAACAAUCUAAGCCUUACAGGGAUAUGUAUAACAACAACAACAUGGAGGGUCAGAUUUCACAGCAAGUUGCCUACUUCAACACCCCGAAUCUUCUUGAUCACCACCCACCUUAUAUCCCUCCUUUUGAAGUGGCUGGAUUGGCCCCAGGCCCGGCCCAUGAGGAGAACGGGCCGGAUCUACAGUGGAAUUUUGGGCUCGAACAGAAGAGAAAGACACCAACGGAGCAAGUUUUCCUUGAGAACAGUAUUAAUAUCAACAACAGCAAUAAUAACUCUCAGAUGUCAUCUGUGGAUUUGUUGCAGGCCCGAUCAGUAUCUACUGGGCUGGGCCUCUCGUUGGAUAAUCCUCGAUUGACUUGUUCUUCGGGUGACUCGGCUUUGAUCGGUCUUGUGGGGGAUGGUCUUGAUCAGGAGUUGCAGAGACAGGAUGCCGAGAUUGAUAGAUAUAUUAAGCUUCAGGGUGAACGCCUCAGGCAAGCAAUCCUCGACAAAUUCCAGGCGACCCAACUCCAAACCAUGUCAUACAUCGAGGACAAAAUCGUCCAAAAGCUACGCGAGAAAGAAUUCGAGGUCGAGACCAUCAACAGAAAAAACGCCGAGCUCGAGACACGCGUGGAGCAGCUGGCAUUAGAAGCCAACGCCUGGCAUCAACGUGCCAAACAAAGUGAAAACACCAUCAACACCCUAAAGCUCAAUUUACAACAAAUGUACGCUCAGAGUCGGGAUAGCAAAGAAGGGUAUGGAGACAGCGAAAUAGACGACACAGCCUCGUGCUGCAAUGGUCAACCGGUUGACUCUCGUUCUCCAGCGAUGACGUGUAAGGUUUGUGGUGUGAAUGAGGUGUGCAUGCUACUGUUGCCAUGUAAGCAUUUAUGUUUAUGCAGGGACUGUGAAGGGAGGGUGAGUGUGUGCCCCUUGUGCCAGUCGUCAAAGUAUAUAGGAAUGGAAGUUUAUAUGUAGUGAUGUGAAUUUUUAAUGCGUGACGUGCGGUUUGACCUUUGACUAUCAUCUUAUUGUUGUGGAUUUAUGUGGUUUUAGUGUAUGAGGUUGUGAUGGGAUGAAGUUUAGUGGUGUAUGGGGAAGACGACUUAUACAUGAAUCGAACUUUUUAUUUUCUUUCUUCUGCUUUUUUAUUUUUGGGUAAAUUUAUUGAUUGCCGAACGGACAUUUUGCUUGUGCUAAGAGAUGUAUAAAUUGAGGAUUUGUUUUGUGCAUGUUCUCGUGAUGAGUGUGUCGAGAAUAGAACCGGCCUUCAUUUUUUUCGAAAGGAAAGAUAGUUUGAGAAAUGAUGUUUGAUGAAGCAAGGCAAAACAG